AUGUUGGGCACCGUGGUGGGCGUCGUGGGCCUCCUGAGCGUAACGGCGGUGGCGCAGAGCACGGACAUCCAACCGUCGACCUAUACGGUCCCGGGUGCCUUCCCCACGUCUUUAUAUUCUAGCUACUACAAUAAUCCGACUGCCACCUCAGCGCAGGCUCAGCCGGUGAUAUCUGACCCCGUCACUCACGAGAUCUACUCAUUCUCGCUCACCGAUCCGAAUAACAUCCCACAAAAUGACACAGUAGACCCUCACCUGCUUCCUCCACCGGCUACAUCCUCGGCUCUUGUCACACAUGCAAUCGCUCAACUCGCCUCCAUAGCUGCUAAUCCUGUCUUCGGGGAUAACACUUGCGCAAGAUGUCAAGCAGGACUUGAAGUAGCCAAGUUCGCUGUUUUGGCAGCUCCGGAAAUCGGGCCUGAUUUGGCCGUCGCCGCUUGCCAAUAUUUUGACUUUGACUCGGAAUGCCAACUGACAUACAUGUUGAACAACCUGGGAGGAGUCGUUACGCAGCUCCUAGCCUUCGCUGAUGUUGGAGGUUAUGACGGGCAGGCUAUAUGCGCCAAUUUCCUCGGCUCGUGCGACAUGCCACUGACAACACCUCUAAAUUCGACCGAGUGGUUCGCUAAGCCCAAGCCCGACCCUCUCCCUACCCCUAGGCAGCCUACCGGCGAGAGACUCAAGGUCUUGCAUAUCUCAGACGCGCAUAUCGACCCUCGAUAUACCACAGGCGCCGAGUCUAAUUGCAGCGACUAUCUUUGCUGCCGUCCUAACGUGUACAGCAAUGACGGCCCUGGUACUAUAACCGUUCCUGCGCCCCGUUACGGUGCAUACUACUGCGACUCCCCUUAUGCCCUAAUUACGGCUGCUUUGGAGUCAAUCCCUGUGCUAGCUGGAACCCAGGAGACUGGCUUCGACUGGACCAUUUUCACUGGAGACUUGGUCAGCCAUGAUCCUGAUUAUCAGUUGCAAAGGUCUUACAUUAUGUACACCGAAACUGUUCUAUACGACCUGUUCAAGCGGCUCCUGGGUUCCGGUCCUGUCUAUCCGUCACUUGGAAACCACGAUACACACAAUGAAGCGCAAGAUGCCCCUUACUCACUCGGUGGAUACCUUGCCGAACAGUUUAGCUGGAAUUAUGAUCACGUCUCCUCGCUCUGGGAGUAUGAAGGAUGGAUCAAUGAAACUGUUGCUAACUAUGCUCGGACGCAUUAUGCUGCAUACAUGGUCAGACGCACUGAUGGUCUACGUAUUAUCACCCUCAAUACCGACUUCUGGUAUCGCGCUAACUACUUCAAUUACAUCAACAUGACAAACCCGGACCCCUAUGGAAUGCUGAGAUUUGUCACUGACGAGCUGCAAGACGCUGAAGACGCAGGAGACAGGGUCUGGAUCAUCGGACAUGUCUUACCGGGAUGGGAUGGCACGAACGCGUUGUACAACCCCACAGAUCUUUUCUACCAGAUCAUCGACCGCUAUUCGCCGCACGUUAUCGCAAACGUAUUCUUCGGGCACUCACACGAGGAUGAGUUAUCGAUCUACUAUACAAAUAAUGGUACAAAUAUGAGUGCAGCAACAGCUCUCACCCCCACAUGGGUAUGCCCGUCAAUCACACCACUCACCAACCUCAACUCCGGGUUCCGUAUCUACGAAGUGGAUUCUGGAACUUUCGACAUCCUGGAUGCUCAUACUUAUUGGGCGGACGUCAAUACAUUCGCCGAGCUCGAUAACCAGACGGAAUAUGGUCCGGCUUAUCGUUAUGAAUACAACACCCGUGAAACUUAUGGCGCCAACAUAACAUGGGGUCUCAAUGAUCCGCUCAACGCAACUUGGUGGCACCUCGUUACAGAAGCAAUGGAGGCUGAGCCGUCUCUGGUAUCGACCUUCAACACCUACGAGGGAAAGAGCUCCGUUCGCACUCAACCCUGCACCGGUGAAUGUGCGACCGCCAAGAUUUGCUACAUGCGAAGCGGUUCUGCUAGUUUGGCUGCUCAGAACUGUCCAUCUGGAUACGGGUCUGUGCAGUAG
Gloeophyllum trabeum ATCC 11539 is the source of this 2028-nucleotide messenger RNA. RefSeq names its product Metallo-dependent phosphatase. Lineage: Eukaryota; Fungi; Basidiomycota; Agaricomycetes; Gloeophyllales; Gloeophyllaceae. The coding region runs from base 1 to 2028 and encodes 675 amino acids. Gene Ontology annotation, biological process: sphingomyelin catabolic process. The transcript is spliced from 22 exons. The record is from RefSeq and is a predicted model, not a curated record. Gene Ontology annotation, molecular function: sphingomyelin phosphodiesterase activity.